Molecule: messenger RNA, 927 nt
Organism: Microtus oregoni (creeping vole)
Lineage: Eukaryota; Metazoa; Chordata; Mammalia; Rodentia; Cricetidae
Gene: Ptpn20
Product: protein tyrosine phosphatase non-receptor type 20
Exons: 7
Coding region: 1-927 (308 amino acids)
Biological process (GO): protein dephosphorylation
Molecular function (GO): protein tyrosine phosphatase activity
Source: RefSeq, a predicted model, not a curated record
AUGGAGGACGUUAAAACAACUGUCUCUGAAAAGGAGCUGACUCAGUUGGCACAGAUCCGACCAUUAAUGUUCAACCACCCUUCACAGUCUGCUAUGAGGGAUUGUCUGAAAAUGCUCCAGAAAAAAGAUGAAUAUGAUAUCAUCCGUGAGUUUUUGGAGUUAGAACAAAUGACUGUGCCUGAUGACUUCAACUGUGGGAAUGAACUACUCAACAAAGACAAAAACAGAUACCGAGAUAUUCUUCCAUAUGAUUCAACACGUGUUCCUCUUGGAAAAAACAAAAACUACAUCAAUGCUAGUUAUAUUAGAAUAGAAAAUGAUGAAGAAGAGUAUUUUUAUAUUGCUACUCAAGGACCACUGCCAGAGACUAUAGAAGACUUCUGGCAAAUGGUUAUGGAAAAUAAUUGUAAUGUUAUUGCUAUGAUAACCAGAGAGAUAGAAGGUGGAGUUAUCAAGUGUCAGAGGUACUGGCCCAUUUCUCUGAAGGAACCUUUGGAAUUGAAACACUUGAGCAUCCUUCUGGAGAACUGCCAGAUAACUCAAUAUUUCAUCAUUCAAAUAUUUCAAAUUGUGAAGAAGUCCACAGGAAUGAGUCACCGUGUAAAACACUUGCAGUUCACAAAAUGGCCAGACCAUGGCACUCCUGCCUCAGCGGACUUUUUCAUCAAAUACGUCCGUUAUGUGAGGAAGAGCCACAUCUCAGGACCCCUGGUUGUUCACUGCAGUGCUGGUGUAGGCCGUACGGGGGUGUUCAUAUGUGUGGAUGUUGUGUUCUGUGCCAUCGAGAAGAAUUUGUCUUUCAACAUUAUGAACAUAGUGACCCAGAUGAGAAAACAGCGUUGUGGCAUGAUCCAAACAAAGGAGCAGUAUCACUUUUGUUAUAAAAUUGUGCUUGAAGUUCUUCAGAAUCUUCUGGCUUUGAGUUAA